AUGAAUAUAAAACGUAAAACAUGUGAUAUUGGAACUUGGAAAAAAUGUUUAUUUCUCGGCACAUCCUCCACCAACGCUGAUACACUUCUCCCUGCGGUUAGAAGCUGGCAGCACAGAAGUCUGUUGACUGCUGUCUCAGCCACUUCCGCAUCUGCGUUUCCACCUCUACGUCAUCAGUAAAACGUUUACUGUGUUUCUCGGCCCAGCUGUGAACCGCUUUACGCAACAAACACUUCCCACCCUAAACAGGAAACAUUUCUUUAUGAAUAUCCUUUGCAUUGAGGUCGUUUGCCCAGAGAAAAUGCACAACAGAACUUCGCUCUUCGGUAGAACACUCCUCAAGCACGGUCGCCAUGUUUACUACAGAAACCAGUCCCUGAACAUGCGCAUGCGCGUCUGCUACCUAGACUCUCAUGAAGCUGGAGUGUGCUGCUGCCUAGCGACACAUAUAAAAAUCCUAUUACAUCAAUUGCAGCUGCUUUACUUCCAUUUGUGACCUGUUUACUGACUCUCCCUCGUAUUAUCAUGCACCUGUGCCUUCAGAGUGGCCCCUGUCACAUCUUGCGGUAGAAACGUGCGUAUCUUUUGUAGCCGUCACGUGAUCUGAACUCAUCAACGAUACGUAUUUCGUGAAGGCUAUUAAACUUGUGAAGCUCCACAUUAUGCAGAUCUCUUCAUAUUCCUGUCACUUCGCCCCUCUCGGCAAUUUACUUUAGGGGGCCCAUACACGUACGAGUCUGGCUCGCGAGCCAGACUCGUACGUGUAUGGGCCGGCUACUGAUUUUAAGCCUUACAGUGAUUCAUUGUUGGGGCUGAGCAGGGUGGUCACUAUUCAUAUUGUGGCCAUCUGCAUUAUAAUAACGAUAGCCUGGUAAGUGGAUGCCAACAUUUCGGAGGAAUAUACUGCCUCCAGCAUCAGGGUAGAAGAUGAAAGCAGUAUGUUCCUUAUAAAAAUUGGUACUCAUUUAUGAGACUAAUCGGUGUUAUAAUCCAGCAGACCAUGACAUUUUAAAUUAAUUAUAUGCUUCUGGAUUGACAUGCGUUGGGUGGCGAACUGUGGAAUGGCCCGAAGUAGGCGAUGACUUUGCGUGACGUGUCUCAGUGAUGCUCGCGUGUUUCCACAGCUGUAAUGUGUAAGCGUCUGAUGUCAGCGCCGGCAGUGCAACCAGUGAACUAACAACUGCCUUUAGCAAAUGGCUGUUUCCAUCAUGGUCGCCUUUGGGUCGGCUGGAGCCUGUGACGACAGAACCAGAGACAUCCGCGUGCAGUUGAGCGAGCAGCUGCGAUGUCUGGACGUGCGCAUGGAGUCACAGGUGGCAGUGGUGGCCGAGCUGCAAGACUACUUCCGGCGCCGCGCGGAAGUGGAACUCGACUACAGCAAGAACCUGGAUAAACUGGUCAAAAGCAUCCAGUUGAGACACAAAGAACAGAAGCAAAAGAGGGAGCAGUGGCCACUCUUUUCAUCCUACUCAUGUUGGCAGCAGCUGGUGACACAGACAAAGAACCUAAGCAAGGACCACGCUGCUCUGAGUGAGGUCUAUUCAACUCAUAUUGUGAGCAGGCUAGCUGAAGUAAUGGAGGAUGUACAGAGGAUAUACCGAAGGUGUCGUGAAAUUGCAUACGAGACUCAUGAAGAGAUCCUGCGAGUGCUUCAUGAGCUCCACACAACAAUGAAGACUUAUAAUAGUUACCAGGGAGAGUACCGACAAGCAGAGAAUAAGCUCAGGAUUACUGAGGCCCAGCGACAGAAGCUGGAGCAGAGCUUGCCACCAGAGAAGCUGGAUCGCUCCAAGAAGUACCGUGUCCUCGAGAAAGAGGUUCAGAAGCGCAAGAACAAAUAUAAUGAUGCCAAGUUGAAGGCCCUGAAGGCACGGAACGAAUAUGUCCUCUGUCUGGAGGCUGCGAACACAACGAUCCACAAGUACUUUGUGGACGACCUUUCUGAUCUCAUUGACUGCAUGGACUUUGGCUUCCACCUCUGCAUGUCACGUGCAUUGCUGAUGCAUAUGUCAGCAGAAGAAGAGCGCAAGAUAUCAGUACAAGCAGGUAUGGAACAGAUGUACAGCUGCGUCAACAGUUUGGAUUCACGUCUUGACAAACAGAGGUUCCUUGAAUCCAACCACACAGCAUUUAUGAUUCCAAAGAAAUUUGAAUUCCAGGGACAGAGAGAUGAGGGACCAGAACCAGAGUUACAGAAGACCCUCCGGGAUGAGCUGGAGGCUCGACUGGCCCAGUUGCAAAAUCGGGUAACAACCCUGCGGGCAGAGUCUGAAGAAGUGUGGAAGACACUGGAGACUGCAGAGACAACCCUCCUCAAGAUGCUGAACUCAAAGGACUUUUACUGUAGUGGUUACUUUGGUGAUGGUGCCAUUCCUGUACAAAAACCUCCUGAAACCGUGUCCAUAAAACUGAGGGCAGAUAGGCAGGAAACAGAGGAAUUCUAUCUCACGAAAUUCCGUGAGUACGUCCUGGGUACGAGCCGAAUCGCGCGAUUAGAUGCGAAGCAUGAACAUAUCCGCCAGACCUUGCUGGAUGCUGCAGGGGAUUCUCCUACGUCUCUGAAAGGCCUUCAGCAUCGUCACACUGGCCAGACCACGAAACCACCACGACGUAAACGAAUUGGGCGCCUUCAAAUGAAUGGUCAGCCCAAACUUUUUGGUGGCAGCUUGGAAGAGUACCUAGAAACAACCAAUCAGGAAAUUCCUCUCAUCAUGAAGAGCUGUAUCAGAGUCAUCAACUUAUAUGGACUCCAUCAUCAGGGUAUCUUCAGAGUGUCAGGAUCCCAGGUUGAGAUUAACAAUUUCCGAGAAUCAUUUGAGCGCGGUGAGGACCCGCUGGCAGAUGUAACUGACGCAUCAGAUAUCAAUUCUGUGGCAGGUGUCCUCAAAUUGUACCUGCGUGAACUGCGAGAGCCGCUCUUCCCAAUUAUAUACUUUGAACAUUUCAUGGAAUUAGCACAAUUAGAAUCGAAACACGACUUUGUAGUGAAGAUGAGAGAACUAGUCCAGAGUCUCCCAAGAUCUGUAGUUAUAGUGAUGAGAUAUCUGUUUGCCUUCCUCAACCACUUGUCAGAAUUCAGUGAUGAGAACAUGAUGGACCCAUAUAACCUGGCCAUCUGUUUUGGUCCAACCCUUGUCCCAGUGCCAGAAGACAAAGACCAAGUCCAGUACCAGAACCAGGUGAAUGAACUCAUCAAAAACAUCAUCCUCUUCAAUGAAGAGAUCUUCCCAUGUGACGGUGGUCUUUUGUAUGAGAAGUACAUUAGCCGGGAACCAGACGAAAA
This is a messenger RNA of Cryptotermes secundus, 3283 nucleotides long. RefSeq names its product SLIT-ROBO Rho GTPase-activating protein 1. Gene Ontology annotation, biological process: signal transduction; negative regulation of cell migration. NCBI's taxonomy places the organism in Eukaryota, Metazoa, Arthropoda, Insecta, Blattodea, Kalotermitidae. The record is from RefSeq and is a predicted model, not a curated record. Gene Ontology annotation, cellular component: cytoplasm. Gene Ontology annotation, molecular function: protein binding.